CUUGAAUAAAGAUCCCCAAAUUCAUGUUUUGCGAAGGUUAUUUCGGGAAUUUCUCCUCAUAAACCUAUCUAAGCAGCAGCAUCCAGAACCCUCGUAGAAGAAGCUGAAAAUUUCCCUCUUUCGCUCAAUUCCAUGGCGUUAUCGUUAAUCCAAUGUCCCAAAACCUCUAGACCCCCUCCCAAUAAUCGUCUUCGGAAAGUUGGUUUGCCUCCAAUUCACCGUACAUCUCUUAGCUUUUCGGGAUUACAGCCACUGACCAGUAGUAGGGUGGUGGUUUGUGCUGCAUUCUCUGCGGCAGGAAGUUCUGGUUCCAACGACGAUGUAAAUCCAUAUAAGGUUCUUGGUGCAAACCCCCUUGAUGGAUUUGAUAGGGUGAAGGCAGCUUACUCAAAGAAGCGUAAGGAUGCUGAGAGGAGAGGCGAUGAUGCUGCUCUGUCCCAAUUAGAAAAGGCAUAUGACACAAUAAUGAUGUCUCAGUUGACAAAGCGGAAAAAGGGUGAGACAUUUGGUUCGUUUCAGUUGUUUACCAACUCCACUUCAGAUAUAUUAAUUAUUCUUGCUCUCUUUGGACUUUCUAUUGAGAAAGCAAUCAUUGAGCAUUGGCAAGUUAAAGGUGGAGUGAUGGAUGUGCAGCACCGUGACAAAGUCGUUUGCUACGGAAUAAGUUCGAAGUUGGCCAAACAACAUGGUCUUGUUGAGUGCCCGUUUUCCAAGUCUGAGGUCAAAGAUAUUCGAAUCAACAUGGCAAUAUCAGCUGUUUUUACAGCAUGGAUUAUCUUCAAACGCAGUGCUGAAUACAAACCUUUGCAAUUUUUAGCUUUUGUCUAUGUUUAUCGGGUAUUUGAGAAGUUAGGAGCUUAUGAACCACUUACAUCUUCCACAUUUACGGAAGAUGGUGAGGAUGAGGGUAGAAUGUUGCGAAUGGGGAAAAGACUACUACGAUCUCUUGCCCUGGGAUACACUGGUGCUCUAAAUGUGAUAGAAUCUAUUGGCGGUUUCAUACCUGUUUUCUUGUACAAUAAUCAGGCAUUGCUUGUAACUGCAUCAGCAGCACUCAUGCUUCAUAUUAUGGCUUCAUACUACAAAUGAAGUUCCACAUUUACGCAGAUUCAAGGUUGCCAAAUUUGCUUCAUUUGGCACUUGGUGAUGACUGUAAUAAUUAGGUUCUGAGUUACUAGUGCUGGCUGUUGGUCCAAAUUUUUGUUUGCGGAGUAGUUUGUUGGUCCAAUUUUUUUCGUUACUGGCACUUGAUUCUUCUUUUCCGUUCGAGUAGAGGUCAGUAAACUUGAUUAUAAAAAUCAUGUGAUGCCUCAAAUACAAUUCAAAACUGGAUGAAAUGUAAAAAACUGGGACGUGUGGAUGAUAUGACAUUGGAUGCAGUAUAAAAACACGAUUAGUUUGUAUGUGUACUAUUGUAAUAAAAUCGAUUCGGUAUUUGUAAUCCUUAUUUAAUGAAAUUCAAAUAUACUCUUU
This is a messenger RNA of Striga asiatica, 1473 nucleotides long. The record is from the annotation of a GenBank genome assembly. NCBI's taxonomy places the organism in Eukaryota, Viridiplantae, Streptophyta, Magnoliopsida, Lamiales, Orobanchaceae.